CGGACGCGGGGCCCCGGCCCCCCCCCGCAGAUGCCGGCCCUGGCCGUGCUGGCCGCGGCCUGGUGCGUGCUGCAGGUGCAGAGCCGCCGUCCCGACGCGCCGGCCCCGGGCGCCGCCGGCCUCCACCGCGGCAACUUCCUGGACAGCGACCCGUGGCUGGGCCCCGCCGCCCAGUACGACGGGGGCCGGUACUGGAACCGCUUCCGAGACGAGGUUGAGGAUGAUUAUUUCAGGAACUGGAAUCCCAACAAGCCCUUUGACCAAGCGCUGGACCCGUCCAAGGACCCCUGCCUGAAGGUGAAGUGCAGCCCUCACAAAGUGUGUGUGACCCAGGACUACCAGACGGCGCUCUGUGUCAGCCGCAAGCACCUGCUGCCCAGGCAAAAGAAGGGCGGCGCGGCCCACCAACCCUGGGUUGGUCCCUCGAGUCUGGUCAAGUGCAAGCCCUGCCCCUCGGCGCAGUCAGCCAUGGUCUGCGGCUCGGACGGCCACACCUACACCUCCAAGUGCAAGUUGGAGUUCCAUGCUUGCUCUAUAGGCAAAAGCCUCAGCAUCCUCUGUGAUGGGCCCUGUCCGUGUCUCCCGGAGCCUGAGCCUCCCAAGCCCAGGGCAGAGAAGAACGCUUGCACCGACAAGGAGUUGAGGAACCUUGCUUCCCGGCUGAAGGACUGGUUUGGAGCUCUUCACCAGGACGCCAACAGGGUCAUCAGACCCACCAGCUCCAACGCAGCCCCGGGCAGGUUCGACACCAGCAUCCUGCCCAUCUGCAAGGACUCCCUGGGCUGGAUGUUCAACAAGCUGGACAUGAACUACGACCUGCUGCUGGACGCCGCAGAGAUCAACGCCAUCUACCUGGACAAGCAGGAGCCCUGCAUCAAGCCGCUCUUCAACUCCUGCGACUCUUUCAAGGACGGCAAGCUCUCCAACAACGAGUGGUGCUACUGCUUCCAGAAGCCGGCAGGUCUCCCUUGCCAGAAUGAAAUGAACAGAAUUCAGAAGCUGAGCAAGGGGAAAAGCCUGUUGGGGGCCUUCGUGCCGCGCUGCACCGAGGACGGCUACUACCGGGCCACGCAGUGCCACGGCGGCACGGGGCAGUGCUGGUGCGUGGACAGGUACGGCAACGAGCUGGCGGGCUCCCGGAGGCAGGGCGCCGCGGCCUGCGAGGAGGAGCCGGAGACGUCCGGCCUGGGCAGCGGCGCGGCGGCCGAGGAGCUGGAGCCGGAGCGGGAGCCGCGGGCGCGCGCGGCGCGGGAGGACGACGAGGACGGCGACGACGACAAGGAGGACGAGGCGGGCUACGCCUGGUAG
Messenger RNA from Dipodomys spectabilis (banner-tailed kangaroo rat), 1308 nucleotides. It is a transcript of the gene Spock1, whose product is annotated as SPARC (osteonectin), cwcv and kazal like domains proteoglycan 1. Bases 31 to 1308 code for a protein of 425 amino acids. Lineage: Eukaryota; Metazoa; Chordata; Mammalia; Rodentia; Heteromyidae. Gene Ontology annotation, molecular function: calcium ion binding; protein binding. The record is from RefSeq and is a predicted model, not a curated record. The transcript has 12 exons.